CGCCGACUCUGCAAUGCAACCCCGUUUGUGUUGUGUUGUGUUCUUGGCACCACACCACCACCACUGUUGUUGUCACUUUUUCAUUUUCUCUGCACAAAACAAAGAACAACAACAACCAACAAAGAAAGAAAAUCACAGUUCCAUUACUACAAGUUAACAACACCAACAACAACACAAGAGAGAAAGAGAGAAAAGUCAGAAAACCAAUGGAAGAGUUUUGAGUCACAGAACAGAAGAUCCAUUUUCUGUUUACUUUCUGGGUCAGAAGAGUUGACCAAGACUCAAACAGAGAAACAAACAAACAAAGAAGAAGAAGAAGGUAGAAUGAAAUUGUGUAAUGAUUUCUCACCAGGCAGUGAAAGCUUUGGAAGACGGUUGUGAGUGAAUUUGGCCUUUCAGUUUCAGAUCUUCUGUUGCCAAAUUCCAAUCUUUGAACCGUAAUUCAUUACAAAAUUGGAGUAAGAUGUCUGGUGAAUCGGCUCCCAAACCUCGACUAGUAUUGUGUCCUAAAUGCCGGCAACUUCUUCCGGAGUCUCCAGAUUAUGAUGUGUACAAGUGUGGAGGAUGUGGCACGAUCCUUCAAGCUAAGAAACGAAGAAGUAGAGCUGUGAACUCAGAAUCCAGCUCACUUCAAACUGAUGCCACUCCUACAAACGCAUCAAAUCCUGUUUCUGAUGAUAGACAAUGCAAGAAUGGAGAGAAGCUAGCUAGUACUCAGGAGAAUGGUUUGGGGGAGAAAGCAACUAGUACUUCCUCAGAACGAUGUUCUUCGGAUGAAAAUGAUAGUGAAUGCAAUGGAGAGCAGCUAGUUACUCCUCGGGAGAAUGGUAUAAGGGAAAAAAUAACUGGUUCUUCCUCAGGAGAAUGUUCUUCAGAAGGAAAUGGUGGACGGGGUCAAAUUGAGUCUGGUGAAUGUGAUGGAGAGAAGCUAGUCACUUCUCAGGAGAAUGGUUUGAAGGCAAAAGUAGCUGGUUCUUCGGAAGGAAUUGUUGGAAGGGGUCAAAUUGAAAAUGGUGAAUGUAAUGUAAAGAAGCUAGUUACUUCUCUGGAGAAUGGUUUGAGGGAAAAAGUAACUGAUUCUUCCUCAGGAGAAUGUUCUUUGAAUGGAAAUGGUGGAAGGGAUCAAAUUGAAAAUGGCAAAUUCAAUGGAGACCAACUUGUUACUUUCCAGGAGAAUGCUUUGAUUGCAAAAGCAAGUAGUUCAUCCACAGGAGAAUCUUCUUUGAAUGGAAAUGGUGGAAGAGAUCAAAUUGAAAAUGGUGAAUGCAAUGGAGAGCAGCUAGUUACUUCUCAGGAGAAUGGUUUGAAGGAAAAAGCAACUGGUUCUUUCUCUGCAGAAUGUUCUUCAGAGGAAAAUGGUGGAAGUGAUCAAAUUGAAAAUGGUGGAUGUAAUGAGGAGCAGCUAGUUACUUCACAUGAGAAUUUUUUGAGGGCAAAAGCAACUAGUUCUUCUUCAGGAGAAUAUUUUUUGAAGGGAAAUGGUGGAGGGGGUCAAAUUGAAAAUGGUGAAUGCAAUAGAGAGCAGUUUAUGAGUGCAUUGGAUAUAGAAAGUGUCAAUGAUGAGAAAUCAGCUGUAGUUGGAGUUAAGUCUGAAGUGGACAUCGCGGAAAGUGAUAUAGCAGUACUGGAAGAGUUAAGUAAUGGAAACUUAUUACUCGAAGGAGCAGAACACGAGAUACUUUCUGGAUCGGAUGGAGAUGAAGUCAAUCAUCACAAAUUGGCUCCAAUAGGUGUGAGUCCUGAAGCAGACAUUGAUGGAGCCAGAAAAGCAGAAUCAGAAGAAUUAAAUCAUGGAAAGUUGUUAUUCGAGGGAACAGAAGAGUUGAAUAUGUGUGCUUCAGAUAGAGAAGAUCCCAAAAAUGGCCAAUCAACUCUUGUGGGUGCAAAAUCUGCAGUGGACACUACUGGAAAUGUUUCAUCCACUGCCCAAAGGUUAAAUGCUGAGAACUUUGCAUCUGAAAAGGAAAGCAUUUCACAUGCUUCUCCUUGCAACGAAGGAACAUCUAGUGAUCAUGUAUCUUCUCCCAGAAAUGUUCACCAUAGGUUUGAUCUUGCAAGGUCUGUGGACACAUUUGAUCAUACAGAAGCAAUUAAUCCCAGUUUGGGAGCAUUGUCUAAAUCUCCAACCACUAGAAGUUCUCAUGCUUAUGAUGGCAGUGUCUCUUCUAAUGACGGGAUGGAUGAGCGAAUCCCUAAUCACCAUUUAUAUUCUUUCGAGAACACUUACACAGUUGCAGAUGGUGUUUCUGAGGGAGAAUCCAGAAAGGGAAAAGGAAAAGGCCUUGUUCAUAACAUGUCAUAUGGUGAUCUUGAAACACAGCAUCAGUCAUAUUUUCCCAAUAGAAGGAAUCAUAUCAACGAAGGGCCUGAGACUACAAGACACAGUCAUGCAAAUUGGAUGAGAGCAAAGAAAGAUGAGUUUCCAUCCAAAAUACCUCUCCCUCGAAGUGGUUCCGAAUCAGGCUAUGAAAGAGGAAGCCCAUCAAGUCAAUUGCGUGAUGAACUCUAUGGCGCAUCGAGUUAUCUUUCACCUGAUUCCUUUGAGGAUCCUGACCUGGAGAAGAUGAAACUGUUGAGAAUGGUUUAUAAGUUGCAGGAACAACUCAACAGAACUAGCUAUGCAAAUGGGGAAACAAAUGGAAGACUGUCGAAUGAAAUUCAUGUUUCAGCAUACCAAAGCCAUGAUUUUCAUGAAGGAAGGUUUUUCCGUGAUCUGGAUCCGCCAAGGCGGGAUGGAAGAUAUAGUCAUGGAAUCAACUCACACCAAAGGCACAACUUUUCAAGGAUUCCUUAUUUACCUGAGCCAAGAAGCAGUCCAAAUCAUGUUGAACAUCCUGGUUUCCAUUGCUAUCCCCAGGAGUGGCAAUGCUCAGGAGAGUUUCCUCCACAUGUUCUUUACCAACAUGAAGAGUUGUAUAGGCCUCAUCCGGGUCACAAUUGUUGCUCAUCUCACCACUCUUAUCCUUCAAGCCCGCAGUGGUUCACUACCUCAAAACCGGUACACGGCCGUGAAACAAAGUCUUGUGAUCAGAGGCUCAGGGCUCCCGAGAUGAGGAGCUAUUUCAGGGAGAAACCAAGCUUGACUAGGCGACAUUGCCGGCCGGUAGCAGGUGGAGCGCCGUUUGUAACUUGUUAUAAAUGCUCUAAGUUGCUGCAACUGCCUGCAGAUUUUCUCCUUUUUAAAAGAGUAUGCAGUGAGCUCAAAUGUGGUGAAUGUCAAGAGGUGCUCAAAUUUUCUCUGCAGAACAGAAGUCAUAUAGUUUCUUAUGCUCCAAAUGGUCUUGGCCCCAAAUCAAGUGACCUUAAUGAUCAAAACGAGAUGAUUGACGGCAGCCAUCCCCAUUCAGAAUCUCAUGCCAACCAUUGUCAUUCUUCAAAUGCAGACCCCAUUUCAUAUUCUGAUGAUUAUGACAAUUCUGUGGUUAAAAGCUCCUCCUCUGAAGGAGAACCUGUUUCUGUGACACCAUCUCAUCACUUGCAUGAUAAUCCAAGUGUUUCUCCUGGCAACUUUGAGCCUACAGCAGAGAACGACAAAAAGGCUUCAAGAGGUCCUAGUACAAGUAAGCCUCCAGUGCACUCCUCCAAUAUGUCAUCAGCAACAGCGCUGCCAAAAAGUUCCACUCUUCACCAACUGAUGGGUUACUCCUCACCGAGUCUAGUGUUGAGAGGGUUUCCGUCCUCUGUCCAAGGAGAAGAGCCUAGACCCAAUGGAGAAAAUGAUCUAAGUCAUAACUCUCAACAGAGCUCAAGUGUCAUGCAUUGAUAGCAUGUUUGGAUCAAUUUCUCUUUCAUCAAAAUCAAUUCUGAAACCCAGAAGCUACUCACUGAAGCUUCUCCCAUAAUUGGUUCUGCCUUAAGAAUCAAUUGUAGAAGGGUUUUAAAAAAUGUCGCAUGACAAUUCUGUUCCCCUAUGUUUGAUGAAUCUAAAGUGAAGCUGGGAAGAUCAAGAGCGUGGGGUUUCUUACCUGAAUUUCAGAUGCAAUGAUGAAGCAUCCAGAUUAAGGCUUAUUUUGUUGUAGUUUUACUUUAACUAUUUAUUUGGUGUCUUGAACAAGAGCAAUAAGGGUGAUUCGUUGCUCUACGAUGUGCAUCAGAGGCAGAUUAGCUCCAUCAUUCAAUUUUCGCCAUACCUGUUUGGCAACAGAUGCAGAACAUUUUACAUAUCUUGGGUGUAUAUAGAAGUAAUUGUUGUUUGUAUUCUAAACUUAGAAUCAAAAAGUAAGUUAAUUUUUUAUAAACCAUGAGUGUAUUAUUAUCAA
This is a messenger RNA of Lotus japonicus, 4259 nucleotides long. RefSeq lists its product as uncharacterized. The record is from RefSeq and is a predicted model, not a curated record. Gene Ontology annotation, biological process: regulation of defense response to fungus. The transcript is spliced from 3 exons. The coding region runs from base 464 to 3763 and encodes 1099 amino acids. Lineage: Eukaryota; Viridiplantae; Streptophyta; Magnoliopsida; Fabales; Fabaceae.